Molecule: messenger RNA, 2266 nt
Organism: Fusarium verticillioides 7600
Lineage: Eukaryota; Fungi; Ascomycota; Sordariomycetes; Hypocreales; Nectriaceae
Exons: 3
Coding region: 1-2250 (749 amino acids)
Molecular function (GO): inositol hexakisphosphate 3-phosphatase activity
Source: RefSeq, a predicted model, not a curated record
AUGGUUGGUUCAAGUCUCGUUGGCCUAUUGGCUGUUGUUCUCCAGAUAUGUUUCGUCAAGGCGGUGGACGUAGACGUUGCGGUUUCUGCUUACACCGGCGACGUCGAGUCUGAUUGGACUGCUGUUUACUACUCUGAGCAGAAACCUCUAUUGAUUGGAAACGAUGGGGGUCCUGAUAAGGGAGGCUUUCACGUCUAUGAUCUCAAUUCAAAGGCUCCGUUGGAAGAAGUCGCUGCGAAAACACCUGGACGCAGCAAGCUUGUCACGACAGUUUACGAUGUCAACAAGAAGGAUAUCCUCGUCACUAUCGCUCAGCCUGAUUCUGUUGUCCGCGCUUAUGAGAUGCCAAAGUUUAAGCAGAUCAAAGACGUAGACUUUAAAGUUCUAGGAGAUUGGUCUGCGCUGUGCAGUUGGAAGAGUCCUGCUGGGAACGAUUAUGUCUACUUGUUUGGAAAAGGACAGGCAGUUCAACUACUCCUCCAGGAGACGAAGAAGUCAUUUGAGUUUGUCCAGAUCCAAACUUUCCCUACUGACUUUGAAACAUCGGGAUGUGCCGUUUCACGCUCCGAGUCUCGCAUGUACAUCUCUACAGAUGACGACAAGAGCGUUUAUGCCUUUUCACUUAAAGAGUCUACAAAAGCGCCCAAGAUCACCAAGGUUGGCAAGGCAGAAGACGAUGUGACCGGCUUGGCCGUCUACGUUCCCAAGAAGGGCUCCGACUACUUAUUUGUCGCCCAGACUGACAAAGUCGCUGUCUACGAUUCCUCUUUCAAGCUCAAGGGCACAUUAUCUUUGACCGGCCAAGAAGACAUUGAAGUGCAGGGUCUGAACAUAUAUCAAGGUGCUACGAGCAAGUAUCCUGCUGGUGCUCUGACAUACGCCAUUGAGUCAGAGGAUGUCAACGGUUUCGCUGUCUCGUCCCUUGAGAAUGCUUUGGAGAAACUCAAGCUUGAGACCAACACGAAGUACGACCCCAGAAAGGUCAAGACAGACACCAAGACUGAGUCAAUCUGCAAAACUUGCGGGGGAAACGGCUACUGUAUCAAGGACAAGAAGAGCAAAUGCGAGUGCUUCGCUGGGCUUGCUGGGAAUACCUGCAGUAGGUUCACCUGCACCGACAAGUGUUCCGGCCAUGGGAAGUGUGUUGGACCCAACGAGUGUAAAUGCGACAAGGGAUGGGGUGGUCUUCACUGCUCGUUUCUUCUCAUCGAGCCAACCUACGAGACUGAAUCUCGUCUUGGUGAUGGCGAUGAUCCCGCCAUUUGGAUCUCGCCUGAGGGACCGGAAAAGUCUCGAAUCGUCACGACGAUGAAGUCUGGAAAGGAAGCUGGUCUUGGGGUCUUCGACUUGGCUGGUAAUCUUCUCCAGUCUUUCACAGCUGGCGAACCUAACAAUGUCGACAUGAUCUAUGGCUUCAAGGCAGGUAAUCGAAAGGUUGACCUCGCUUUUGCUGCUUGUAGAGCUGAUGAUACUCUCUGUCUCUUCGAGAUGUUGCCCAACGGCACAUUGACCAACAUUCCUGGCGGUAUUCACCCUGUUGUCGAUGACUACAAAGUCUACGGCUCAUGCACCUACAAGUCACCCAAGACAGGAAAGCAAUAUCUCUUCGUCAACGAGAAGUCAGCACGAUAUCUCCAGUACGAACUCACUUCCACAUCUAAAGGAGAACUCCAGACAAAGCUUGUCCGAGAGUUCCAAGGCGGCAGUGGAGGCCAAGUAGAAGGCUGUGUAUCCGACGAGGAGAACGGCUGGAUCUUCCUCGGCGAAGAACCCUCUGCCCUGUGGCGAUACGACGCAGAGCCCGAUUCAAAAGACAAGGGUGUAGUAAUCGGCAAAGUCGGCGAUGGCAACCUCUACGGCGACGUUGAAGGCGUGACCCUCGUCUACGGCUCCAAGCCCACGGAGGGUUUCAUCCUAGUAUCAUGCCAAGGCGUCAGCGCAUACAACGUCUACCGCCGAGCCGCUCCUCACGAGUUCGUUACCACCUUCACACUCGUAGAGUCAUCAGACGGGCAGAUCGACCCCGUGUCCAACACAGACGGCAUAACAGCUGUGGGAACGGCUCUGAACAAGGAUUUCCCUCAUGGUUUGGUGGUUGUGCACGAUGAUGCGAACCAACUGCCCAAUGGCAAGACCAGUGCUGAGGCGAGCUUCAAGCUGGUUAGUCUUGAGAAGAUCCUGGGGUCCAAGGUGUUGGGGGAAAAGGGCCUGUUGGAUCAGGUGGAUAAGAACUGGGAUCCUAGGAAGUGAAGAACGCAUGGAGCAG